GGUCGCUAUUUUCUGGGACUAUGGUAAGCUUUCUAUGCAACUGCCUACUAUAGCUCAUGUCCUCUGUCAGAAAAUUGUAGCCCUCCCUUGAAUUCUCAAGGACAUGCCAUUGUAAAUGGCAUUCGACGAAUUGCUCAUGUCUUUGGAUACGUAAUAUCGUUCAAAGCAUACUUCGACAUGUCCUCCCAGUCCUCCCAGAAGUCUGUCGGGUUUCGCUCUGACCUUCAGUCCUCUGGGGUGUCCAUAAUUGACUGCCCCCACAACGGCAAGAAGGAAGUCGUGGACAAGAUGAUUCUUGUGGAUAUGAUUACAUUUGCUGUCGAUAAUCCUUCACCUGCCACCGUUAUCCUGAUAGCCGGUGACCGAGAUUACGCUUAUGCCAUAUCAACCCUCCGCCUUCGACAGUAUAAUGUCGUUCUCGUCGUACCUCCAGCCCCAAAUAUUCCCCAGAGCUUGGAGUCUCAGGCCUCUGUCGUGGUGGAUUGGAAUUUUGCUAUUCUUGGAAAGCGCACAGAAACCGAUACAGCACCGGUACGGCAACCUUAUCGCAACCUUGACGAAGAUAUCGUAGAGCGGUUAUCACGCGAAAUUUGCGAUUCAAACGAAGAUCCUGCUGUCACUCUUCUUUCUUCGAAUCUCCCCACAGCACCGGCCCAUACGCGGCGUGUCAGUGCAGCAGAGCUGCUACAGCCGUCAGUAUUUGAAGAGAGUUCAGACACAGCUCCAGGUGAUGCUACUCAACCUGCCUCGACGUUGACGCCGAAGAAGGUUACUAGCAAAAUCCAUGAGACGCCUGUACAUUAUAGAUUCGGGUCUGUGGCGUCGCGGACUAGAUCCGCGACACAGUCGACACAUAGUGUCUCAGACCUCGAACAAGGCUCAGGCUCCCCUCUCAAAGAGCACAAAGCACUUUCAAAUGAAAGUCUCGCGGACAGUUUCGUUAGCUACGCUAACGAGAUUCAGGAUGCGACUCAAGAUCCUUUUUCCAGAACCUUUACCGGUCUGGAACGCAAUCAGAACAGCGCAGAGUCUGGCCCACUAUCGGCCACAGGCUCAAGUAACUUCCCACUAUCUCCACCGCCCGCUGUCACGUACAAUGUGGAUUCGAAGAACACUCCCCUCCCCCCUUUAUCACACACCCGUACCAUCUCAGGGGGCACCCCCAUCUCAUACGACGGCAAACCCCAGAACGCUGUGCCUGCUGCAAUGCCCUCGUCACCUAUAGUAUCCUCACGGGGGCGGAGUGAUGACAUUACUCCACCGAGUUCAACGAACAUCGACCUUACCUCAGCCAUGUUGGAUAAUCAUGCCGUUGCGUCGGACAAAGCGGCACUCCAGGACGCCUUUGGAAUUGAUGACGAAGACGGAGAUGACAGCAGCACUAGCGAGUUUGAUACCUCGCCUGACAGUCCAAUUUGGACUACGGUCGACGUUACGAACUCUCUGUUUGAUCCUCCGCCGAGUCCCUUUACCCCUCCACAUUCUGUAAUCACCAUGUCUUCGUCGACGCCGUCUUCGCCGGCUCUGACUGUCUCCGAUUCUGACGUGAGCACGUCUAACGUUGACGUUGACUCACAACAAGCAUCGUCUGUUAUCAGUGAUAACGAAGACAAUCCUUCUGCGUGUCAAGCGCCUCUCAUCGAGUCCGUGGAAGAUAAGAUUCGACGCAAUACACCUUCGAAGUUCCUCCCCCUGAUGAAUCAGCUUUUACUGGCGAGGUCAAAAGGGGAAGUGAAACCAUUAAGGUCCACAAUCGCUGUUGACUUAAUGCAACAUGACAAGAAUGUAUACCUGAGCGCUGGAGUGACCAGGUUCGCGCAAUACACUGCACUAGCAGAACAUGCUUCUCUUAUCCAGCUUGGUGGGCGGGAGGGCGACGCAUGGAUAACACUCCAUCCGAAUUUGUUUAGGCAGGACAUCGAUUUGGAUACACCUCAGUCAUCAUCCACCUCAUCGACUGUCCACGACAACAAUUCUCCUACGCCACAGAACAACAUUCCUCAUACCAAGACGCCAAGUCCGACUUCAUCUCCAUCAGCUAUGCCACCACCGACGCCAGGAACCACCAAACCACCCCCACUGAACCCAAACGCUGAACCUUUCAGGGCAAUUGUGCCGAUUCCGCUUUGCUUCCGGCCGCUCAUUACCUGUCUGGCGAAGUUUCACACGGAUGGGGUACCCAAGCCUGUUCGUUCAGUAGUUGGUCAAGGGCUUGGACUCGCGGCAUAUUCUCAAGCUGGCACAUCCAGCCUGAAAGAAUAUCUGGUUCAAGCCGUGCACGCCGGUGUUGUGGAAUGUGGAGGACAUGGUGGUUCCGCGUGGGUGAGGCUCCACCGUGAUGUGUUGAAUGGAAAGCGUUCUUAUUAGUUUGGUUUGUUGUUUAUGUACGUUACGGUCCAAGUUUGUUACUUGUUCAAGUUGUUGUACGAGUGUAUAUCGGAUAUCGGGAAUCAAGCGUUCCCUGUAUUUCAUUAACA
This is a messenger RNA of Suillus discolor, 2477 nucleotides long. RefSeq lists its product as uncharacterized. Bases 178 to 2367 code for a protein of 729 amino acids. Gene Ontology annotation, biological process: post-transcriptional gene silencing. The record is from RefSeq and is a predicted model, not a curated record. The transcript is spliced from 2 exons. NCBI's taxonomy places the organism in Eukaryota, Fungi, Basidiomycota, Agaricomycetes, Boletales, Suillaceae. Gene Ontology annotation, cellular component: peroxisome; cytoplasm. Gene Ontology annotation, molecular function: CCR4-NOT complex binding; RNA nuclease activity; mRNA base-pairing post-transcriptional repressor activity.